This is a messenger RNA of Paramuricea clavata, 336 nucleotides long. Lineage: Eukaryota; Metazoa; Cnidaria; Anthozoa; Malacalcyonacea; Plexauridae. The record is from the annotation of a GenBank genome assembly.
AAUAAAUCUACCGAGUGUUUCAACUGGAUUGACCAAACCUGGACAUCCGCAGUAUUUGAAGGUCGUUCCCACACUAGUACGUGCUUCAAUGCGGUAAUAAUGUAUGAUGUCAUCACAGGACGUUCUCAAAUGUUUCCAUGUAUGAAGCAUAAGCGACGUGGUUACACAGCGGUCUUAACCGGCAAUGUUGUAGUGGUUAUGGGAGGAAUAAAUGAGAACAGCGAAUAUCUUAAGUCAGUGGAAUGUUUUGAUUUAGAACUUCACGUUUGGCAACACUUGCCUGACAUGCUUGAACCAAGAGCUUAUGCCACUGCUGUUGUCAAACCAAACCUUUGA